This is a messenger RNA of Thecamonas trahens ATCC 50062, 1221 nucleotides long. Its product is annotated as heat shock transcription factor. The transcript is spliced from 2 exons. The record is from RefSeq and is a predicted model, not a curated record. Gene Ontology annotation, molecular function: sequence-specific DNA binding; DNA-binding transcription factor activity. Gene Ontology annotation, biological process: regulation of DNA-templated transcription. NCBI's taxonomy places the organism in Eukaryota, Apusomonadida, Apusomonadidae. Bases 23 to 1192 code for a protein of 389 amino acids.
UCCCUCUGUGAGGAAGCAGAGCAUGUCGGGACGCAUUGCGGGCUUCCUGACCAAGACCUUUGCUAUGGUGCAGGAGAAGGAGUGGGACCAUAUCAUCCAUUGGUGCAAGGACGGCAUGGCGUUCUUGGUGGAGGAUACGGAUGCGUUGCAGGAGGAAGUGCUGGGAAAGUACUUUAAGCACAACAACUUUUCCUCGUUUAUCAGACAGCUCAACAUGUAUGGCUUCCGCAAACUGGGCGAUCCUAAUCAUUGGGAGUUUGCCCAUGAGUUCUUUCGGGAGAACGACGAGGAGUCGCUCGCUCGCAUCGAGCGCAAGUCGGUGAAGAAGACCCAGGCCGAGCUGGCUGCCAAAGGCAUCAGCACCAAUCCGGUGCUGCAAAAGACGUCGCGGAACUCGACGCGGUCGCGGUCAGCAUCGACAUCGGCGUCCAGAACGGGUUCAGCGCCGGCGUCGGUGGCCAAGACGGCGGUGGCGGCGCGGUCGGUGGCCAGGACCGGGCGUGGGAAGGGCGGCAAGGGUGGCAAGGGAGGCAACAGCGGAGUGGCAAGCUCCUUGGCCUCGCCGUCGCCAGGCUCGUCGCCAGGUGGGGCGUCGGCCAACUACUCUCCGUUCUCGGGCUCGCCGGGAACCGACCAGGUCCUCAUCGACCCAACCCAGCCGCUGCCGGAGCGGGUGCAUCGGAUCGAGCAGUCACACAUCCGAAUCCACAGUAACCAGCGGUCGAUGUCGCAAACGCUGCACAUGCUUCACAACCAAGUCACGUUCCUGACAAGCAUUAUACAACGGCACAUGCCGUUUGACGGAACUCAGCAGGGCAUUGUGUCUUCGGCACCUUCCCAGCCAGCCCUGGGGCAUCCGGUCGGCUCGACUCGCCCGCUGGAGGGUGGCUCGAAGCUGCCAGCAGCCAAGCGGCGCAAGAACCUCUCGGUCAACGUUCCCGCUAUCGCCGUCGCGCCGCCCAUGCCUUUUGCCGGCAAGCUCCCGUCGACCGGCCUCACGCCCAAGGAUCCAAACAUGGCGUUCUCGCCGUCGAUGCAAACGCUCGCCGAGGCAGCCACUUCGUCGGCAUCCAACCCGCUCGACGGGGUGGCUGACACGCCGCUCGGCGGCGUCCAGGCCGAAGUCUUCAAGUUUAACGACCCUGCCCCGGGCAGUAAGGCGUACUCGGGCAUGCUCGAGACGCCGCGCUGACGUUGGCUGAUGCUGAUGCUGAUGCUGAU